UCACAUUUAGUAAGAACACUUGACUACUUUAAGAUGCCGCCCACCCCUACACACGCCACACAGGACCACCGCGGGAAGGGAUGACGUGUAGGCCAUCUGAAGCCCCUCGUUCGUCGGUCAUGCGUUGCAAAAAUUGGGCCUGCAAAAACCUUCUCAAUUUACAAUUCACGUCAAAAUAUUAGCGACAACUUUUCAUUUCAAGAUUAUGACACUUCCUUUUAGCUCGAAGGAGGAAUACUGACCAUGCAUUCAUAUAGGCUCCCACACCAAUGGCCUAGAAAUUCACCUAGAAAAACUGCACAGGCUUUGACCAGUCAUUCCAAGAAAUCGGAACUGAAUCAUCUGUGCAGUUCCAUGAGCAAACUUCUGUCACCAAGGUGCUUCUGCCGUGCCGCUCUUGUAGUAUUAUUUUCGGUUACGUUUGCCAGUGUUGGUUUGUGGCUUCAUUUCAAGACGCCAAUUGAUAUGCUUCAUGGGAUGCCGCAAGAAGACUCAAAUGAAGAAUUGGCCUUAAGAUAUGAGACUGAGUUUGAGGAGGAAGAGGAGGGUUUGACGCAAGACGACCAGUUGGGUCCCAACUCACUAUCAGUUGCACCUUCUUUUGCUGAUGAAGUUCGAGCUCUGGCCAAGGCCUUACCCAAGCGGAAGAUUGUCCUGACCACAGCCAAUACGGGAUUCCUAGAUUUCACCCAGAACAUGCUGUUGAGCAUCCAGCGAGUCGGGAUCCAUCCGGAAGUGGUUGUGAUUUGCGAGGAUGAGGCCACUUACAAGUUCCUGCUCAAACAUCGUUACGGGCUCCACGUUUUGAAACCCCCCAAUGCCAUUCCAGAGGCGGCAGGGGUGCUCAACUACGGCGUACCUGACUACGUCACACUGGUCAACAACAGGCCCAAGUAUACAUAUGAGUUCAUCAAGCAAGGCUUCGAGGUCUUUUUCGUCGAUUCGGACACUUUCUGGUUCCGCGACCCAUUUCCGUAUUUCAAAGGGGACCAGUACGACGUUGCCUUUAUGAGGGACUACCGCAAAGUUUUCAAUGCUGGGGUAGGGUUCUACAGACCCACCAACCGCACCGAGUACUUCUUGCGACUCUGGUCCUGGGUCCUGGAGACCCAGCCCAAGAUCAGACACGACCAGCACGUCAUGAACUACAUCCUGUCCUCCAAGAUUAGCCCCGAUAUCAAGAUCAGAUCUCUGAGCUUCCAAGUUUUCCCGACUUGCAAGAUUUUAUACGACUGGGAUCAUGAAGUAUGCAGAAACGUCACCAAGAAAACUGCACUCUUUCACGCCGCAUUUGUACCUGACCAUGACAACAAAAGAAAAGUCUUUGAUAUCUGUAAGAUAUGGCUACUAAAUUGAAUCCCCCCCCCCAAAAAAAGCGGGUCCAACAAAAUACGGGUGACACAAAUUAAACCGCACACGACAAGUGAUCAUACACUAUUGAAUUCGGUAUUCCCAUUGUUUUAAAUUAACACCAAUAAAAUGAUAGGAAAGAAUUCAAUACCUGGACAUCACUUGACGCCCUGUGCACGAACCCUAUGAGACUGGUCUGAGAAAUUCUUUUAGGACAUGUUGUCGCUUUCUGAUGGGUGAUAGGCCACUGCAGGGGAAACUUAGUGAUGUCCAUGUAUGAAAUUCUUUCCAAAUGUUGUCUUUUUCCCUUUAGUUUGUAUGGAAUCUAACGCUCUAAUAAAAAGAGGUAUUAGGUCUAGAGUACUAAUGUAUAUCCAUAUGUUCCUUUCUGUUGCAAGCAAAAACAUGGAAAACAAAAACGGAAAAGUGUGUUUUCCUUUACAUACUUUUUGAAAUUCAUGUACAUUAAUAAUAUGCAUAAUUUAUCCAAAUUAUGUGGAUGUAGGUUAUAAGUUACACUGAGUAUAAACUUUACUUUACAUGUUUAUAUUACAGUUUAUUAUAAUUCAUGUCGUUAUAAAGUUUAUUGUUUUCGUUUCGUUUGUGAAAGGUCUCUCAUAUAAUUUGAACAGAAAGUGAUUUGUGAUAUUUGUUGACCCCAGAUAAAGAAACACACUUAAACUUA
Patiria miniata (bat star) is the source of this 2035-nucleotide messenger RNA. Its product is annotated as UDP-D-xylose:L-fucose alpha-1,3-D-xylosyltransferase MGP4-like. Gene Ontology annotation, molecular function: glycosyltransferase activity. The record is from RefSeq and is a predicted model, not a curated record. Lineage: Eukaryota; Metazoa; Echinodermata; Asteroidea; Valvatida; Asterinidae. The transcript is spliced from 4 exons. The coding region runs from base 244 to 1356 and encodes 370 amino acids. Gene Ontology annotation, cellular component: Golgi apparatus.